Poecilia latipinna (sailfin molly) is the source of this 7581-nucleotide messenger RNA. It is a transcript of the gene fgfr3, whose product is annotated as fibroblast growth factor receptor 3. Gene Ontology annotation, cellular component: signaling receptor complex; plasma membrane. The transcript has 18 exons. NCBI's taxonomy places the organism in Eukaryota, Metazoa, Chordata, Actinopteri, Cyprinodontiformes, Poeciliidae. Gene Ontology annotation, biological process: positive regulation of kinase activity; protein phosphorylation; multicellular organism development. Gene Ontology annotation, molecular function: ATP binding; fibroblast growth factor receptor activity; fibroblast growth factor binding. The record is from RefSeq and is a predicted model, not a curated record. Bases 552 to 3014 code for a protein of 820 amino acids.
CUUGACAGAGGAGCAGUCGGCGGAGACUCCCCAGUCGGGAGUUGAUUGCUUAGUGGAGACGGAGCGCGCGAGAGUCAUUCUCUCUGAAGAGAAGCGGACGAGUCGCGUUCAACUCUCCUCGAGCGCACUUUCCCAGUCUUCCAGUCCGCCGCACGCGCGGGAGGAGAUGAGCGUAUUUUGGACCGUUUGGACUGUGUGAGCAGGAGCGCGUGGAGCCGAGCUGGAUGUAGUGGAGGACAAGCUGCUGGCUGUGGCAGCGGCGCAGCGCGAGCUACACUUUCAGUAAAGUCUCGAGGAGUGUUUCGGACGGCUUCGUGGCGGGUUUUGUGUGUAUUUUGAAAACGACAGAAACUGACAACAGUCGGGUGGAUUUUCCUAAAGUUUCCUGGUCAAUAGAGGUUGGUUUUCUUCUCAUGAAAGCUGCGGGACAUCUGGAACCUGAAGGCUGAGUUUCUGUCAGAACUGACUAAUUUAGGUCGGAGGCAGGAAGUGGUCAGGCCCUCCGUUGUCUGCGGCCAGCGUUCAGCGAGACAGCAUGCGGAUGGUGGAGGAUGGGCCCUGAGUUGGAGUCGGUCCCUGCUGCUCUGCGUCGGGCCCCUCCGUCCAGAGGAAUGACGGCUUUGUGGUGCUCACUCUGGCUCUCCCUUCUGCUGCCGCUCUGCGUCUCUCCAGCCAGGCUGCCCACCGCUCAGCCCACAGACUCUGUGUCCAGUGAAACUGCUUUCCUGGAGGACUUUAUCUUGGGCAUGGGGGACACCCUGGAGAUGUCGUGCAACCGGGAGGACUCCUCAGAGCCCAUCGUCUGGUUCAAAGACAGCAUCGGACUCUCGUCGGGCAACCGGACACGAGUCAGCCAACGGACGUUACGCAUCAUCAACGUGUCGUACGAAGACUCGGGUGUCUACACGUGCCGACUCGCCCAUACCAACACCCUGCUCAAAAACUACACCAUCAGGGUGACAGAUUCUCUGUCAUCUGGUGAUGAUGAAGACUAUGAUGAAGAUCCAGAAGAUGCAGGUAAUGGAAAUGAAGCUCCUUUUUGGACCAAGCCCGAACGGAUGGACAAGAAGCUCCUGGCCGUCCCCGCAGCCAACACCGUCAAGUUCCGCUGCGCCGCCGACGGAAACCCAAUGCCAACCAUCCACUGGCUCAAGAACGGCAAGGAGUUCAAGGGCGAGCAGAGAAUGGGAGGCAUCAAGCUGAGACACCAGCAGUGGAGUUUGGUGAUGGAAAGCGCCGUGCCGUCGGACCGGGGAAACUACACCUGCGUGGUGCAGAACAAGUACGGCACCAUCAGUCACACCUACCAGCUGGACGUUUUAGAGCGCUCGCCCCACCGGCCGAUCCUCCAGGCGGGCCUGCCAGCCAAUCAGACUGUGGUGGUGGGCAGCGACGUGGAGUUCCACUGUAAGGUUUACAGUGACGCCCAGCCGCACAUCCAGUGGCUCAAACACAUCGAGGUGAACGGCAGCCGCUACGGCCCUGACGGCGCCCCCUAUGUCAACGUCCUGAAGAGUAAUGUCAGUAAACACACCGUGGCUCGAAGUAUUCUGAAACUGUCCAACGUGACAGAGAAUGACGCCGGGAAGUACUGGUGUCGUGCCUCAAACUUUGUAGGCAUGUCGGAAAAAGCUUUCUGGCUAAUGGUGCACAAACCAGCAGUGAACUCGGGCAAAGAUGACUACUACGCCGACAUCCUCAUCUACCUGACGGGCUGCGUGCUCUUCGUCUUCGCCGUGGUCAUUGUCUUCCUCUGCCGCAUGAGGAUGACCACGCAGAAGACUCUCCCCACGCCGCCUGUGCAGAAACUGUCCAAGUUCCCCCUCAAGAGACAGGUAACAGUUUCCUUGGAUUCUAACUCCUCCAUGAACUCCAACACGCCUCUGGUUCGGAUCGCUCGGCUGUCGUCCAGCGACGGGCCCAUGCUGGCCAACGUCUCAGAGCUGGAGCUGCCCUCUGACCCCAAAUGGGAGUUUCCUCGCACAAGGUUGACCCUGGGUAAACCUCUGGGAGAGGGCUGCUUCGGUCAGGUGGUCAUGGCAGAGGCAGUCGGCAUCGACAAGGAGAAGCCUAACAAGCCUCUCACCGUCGCUGUGAAGAUGCUGAAAGACGAUGCAACAGAUAAAGAUCUGUCAGACUUGGUGUCAGAGAUGGAGAUGAUGAAGAUGAUAGGCAAACACAAAAACAUCAUCAACCUGCUGGGAGCGUGCACACAGGACGGUCCUCUGUACGUCCUGGUGGAGUACGCCUCCAAAGGGAACCUGAGGGAGUACCUCAGGGCGCGCCGUCCUCCUGGCAUGGAUUAUUCCUUUGACACCUGCAAAAUCCCUGAUGAGCAGCUCACCUUUAAAGACCUGGUGUCCUGUGCCUAUCAGGUCGCCCGAGGCAUGGAGUACCUGGCUUCACAGAAGUGUAUCCACAGAGAUCUGGCAGCCAGAAACGUUCUGGUGACGGAGGACAAUGUCAUGAAAAUAGCCGACUUCGGUCUCGCCAGAGACGUGCACAACAUAGACUACUACAAAAAGACCACAAAUGGUCGUCUGCCCGUGAAAUGGAUGGCUCCGGAGGCUCUGUUCGACCGGGUCUACACGCACCAGAGCGACGUGUGGUCUUACGGGGUUUUGUUAUGGGAGAUCUUCACCCUGGGAGGGUCGCCGUACCCGGGGAUCCCAGUGGAGGAACUCUUCAAGCUGUUGAAAGAAGGACACCGGAUGGACAAACCUGCCAACUGCACACAUGAGCUGUACAUGAUCAUGAGGGAGUGCUGGCACGCCAUCCCGUCUCAGAGGCCCACCUUCAGACAGCUGGUGGAAGACCUGGACCGGAUUCUGUCCAUGACCUCCACUGAUGAGUACCUGGACCUGUCGGUGCCGUUCGAGCAGUACUCCCCGACCUGCCAGGACUCCAACAGCACCUGCUCCUCCGGAGACGACUCCGUGUUCGCCCACGACUCGCUGCCCGACGAGCCCUGUCUUCCCAAACAGCCUCCCAGCAACGCCGUCAUACGGACAUAAGAGCCCGGCUGCGGAGGUCGCGACCCCCGCUCACACUCUGUGACAAAUAAUCACCUCUCAGCGAAUCAAGACUCCUCAAGAUUAUGGAAAUUAAGACUUCCCGCAAUACUCCUGCAGCUCGUCUUAAACUCUCCAGGCUUUUCUCCUACGAUUUCCCCCCAACAGACACUUUGAACAUUGAAGGAUUUUUUUGUUUUUGUUUUUGUUUAGUUUUUUUGGCUGUUUGCGUUCUUUUCAGGAAUGAAAUUCUAUUUUUAUACUCUGGCCAGUCUUUUGCUACAAACGGUCGUGUGGUGAAACCAUUCCGUGCCUCCUGGGAUUUAAACCUCCUAGGACUGAAUUCAGAAAUCGUACGCGGAGGACGUGAAGGGCAUUUUGAAGGUGACCAAGUAGUGGUGCGGAUCUAUCUCCUCUAGAUCUGCGCAAAUCACAACAAGAAUGCUCCCUCAUGAACAGAAUCCAGGAAGAAGUUUCCAGCAGAACUCAGAGGAGAAGCUCUGAGAGGCGAAGACUUCCAGCUGCAGCAGGUUUCCUCAGUGUUAAUGUUUUUUGUUUUUUUUUUUCAUCUUAAGAACUGUUUUUUUUGUUUUUUGUUUUUGUUUUUUUUAUCGUCUCUGAACAAAAUUCCUGGUGACGUGAGGCAGAUUUCAGGGCCUUUCAGUAAUAAGAACAGCGCCACUUGGAGGACGUUUUGUUUCUUUUUUUCUAUAUCUAGAAAGUGAUUUAUUGUAAAUAUAUAAAUGCAAAUAUGUAUCAUAUCGCUGCCCACAGCCAUGUAUGUAAAAGACAAAAACAGAAAAAAAAUACAUUUAAAAAAAAAGUUUAUUUGAGGAUGGAAGACACUGUCUAUGCGUUCAAAACAUUGAAUUUUAUUUUUUUUUUGGGGUGUUGCAGAAAAAAGUUUUAUUUGAAUAAUUAACAUGUAUAUUUGUAAAGGUAUUUAUAGACUUAACAUGCGAUUCUUAAGUUUGAAAACUUCUAGGUUUAGGUAUUUUAGUACUGUACACAAAGAUUUUUAUUUUGACUUUUUGUAACUUAUUUUGCAGCAGAAAUGAUUUUGUCACAAACUGGCAGAUGUUUUUUUUUUUUAUCCACCUUUUUUUUCGUUAGUUUGUUUACUGUCUGAAACAGAGAAAUGAGAAUGUAUGGCAGGAGAUGACGUUUCUGAGAGCGAGUGUAGUGCGACAGCCGGACGUUGACCUGUGACUCCGGAGCGCCACCUGGAGGUGCUGCUGGGUUCUGCUGAGUUCUACUUCUGGUUUCAUAUGUUGGCAUUUGCACUAAGGAAAGAAUGAUGAACUCUUGCUGGGCAAGAAAUUGCAGCGCAUCACAGAGACCUUUCACACAGACCGUCAUUCUCAAAAUAAAGUGCACCUUCUGUCAAUCCUACAGUUUUAAAGCAUGAAUAUGACUUUAAAAAGUACGUAAAUCUGACCUUGCAAAUAUACUCACGGCAGAUUCCAUCAAGUUAUUUAUUAAACAAAGAUGUGAUCAGAGUUUUAGGGUUUGUUCAAGCUUGCACCUUGUCCACACGUAGCCGGGUGUUUUAUGAAAACCAAUUUAAAAAAUAUCGUACGAUCGGGAUCGUUUUCAGAAGUUUUCAUCCACAAGAACCUGCACAAAUACGCUACUGAAAGUUGGUUUCAACAUGCCGAACCCAUAGGGGGCAGCGUAGCACAAAGCUAAGACCUGUAUCAGCCAAUCAGAUUGCUUCAAAACGACCACUACUUCCUAUUUGGAAUUAAACGUGGCAUCAGGACGUUCAUUUGUCUUGCCAGGUUUGUAGGUUGUACUAGUUUUAAAGUUGAUGUCAAUAGUGAAUCAUAUCAGAACAAAUAUGUGGAUAUUUUAGCACAUUAUUUAUCGCAGUCUGUAAUGGAACCCCAAAUUUCCGUUUUCCCAUAUGCACACACAAUUAUUUCUUGUCUUGUCAAAUCUGAUCUGGUCUGAGUUCUUAGAAUUGCUUUUGGUGAUAUGAAACUGAGUUUAUGUGUGGAUGGAAGGCCAAAACGCUUUGGAAAUGCUUUUGUUUUCCAAAAUAUCUGGCUACAUGUGAACUAGGCCUUAAAAACGCUCUGAAAACCCAACAUACGUACACUAUGGAAAACUUUAACAUUUACAGCAGGCGUGCUUUCUUUUUACUCCAAGCUGUGAAUCACAAGAGCCUUCUGAGAACCUCAAUCUGUUUUUAAAGGACAAAGAAAUUAGAGAUGCACCGAUCAGAAUGUUUUGGCCCAAUUUCCAGUCCUGUUUUGUUUCAUAACCCUGACCUGCCAAAUCACAAUUUAAGAGCUAUGAACAAUUAUAAAACAAAAACUGAUGUGCAGUUGGUCUAAAAGUGGAAGUUUUAACGUCUAAAAUUGGUUUUUAUGGCUUUUGUUACAUAAGGACCUUGUUUAGCUCAGAUUGAUAUGCGUUAAAAAAAUUACUAAAAAGUGUAAAAAAUGAACCAGUCGAGCUUCAUCAGAACUUAUUUGGCAAAUGUGUUUCCCUCUCCCUUUUUUGUGUUAACUUUUGUAUGGAAAAGCCAGAAAACCACCUCAAGCUAGCAUAAACACUUUUGUUGAAUUUUGCAGGUCCAUAAACCUUCUUCCAAGGCAACACUUCAAAUAAAAAAACGUGAUGAAAGCACUGUCGGUACCGGUCACUAGACGAUCGGUGCAUCUCUAAAAGAAAUAAAUGACUUUGUUUAUCUUUUUAAGGGUUAGUUAAAUAAGUUUAGCUAACCCUGUUUAGCUAACAGGGCUAGCUUUCAGCUAACCUCUGGCCACACUACUCCUUCUUUACUUCAGAUUAGACUUAACUGUUGACGUUCUACGUAGUUUACUCAAAUACAGUGACUGACAUGGGUUGUAUAAUUCUGUUUCCUGCAGGUUUUACAGCAAUAACCAGAAAAGGGUUUUCAUUCAGUGUAGUCCUGGUAGGAUACAGUCAAAGCCCUUAAAUAUUUUGCAGUAGCUAACCAUUACAUAAAAGCAUCCACGUUCCAGUGAGUGCAAUGUCAUAAAUCUAUUUUUAAUUUAAAAUGUGCCUCGCAGGGUUUUAUUCACAGAACAUUCAAAGGUCAUAAGGUCAACGCUGCUAAUGCUCACAGGUAAAGGUUUAGCUUAAGGGGUAAAUAAAUGGGUGGGUUUUCUAGUUGAUUGAGCAAAAACUGCCCAUUUUAUUGCCUCUCUAUAGUGUUAUUACUGAAUGAAAUGAAGGCUUGUUGUGUGACUCAGACCACACAGCAGUAAAAUCAAACGUAUAUUUUGUGUAUGUCCUUCGAUUGUGUUGCAAAAAGUGCCAAAUUUAGUCUUAAAAGCCUGACUUUAUCCGAUCUCUGAACCAAAUCCUGCGCCGGUGAAUGUAGGUGGCCAGAAGUAUUAGGACGAGAAUUACAAAAUGGGUUUUCUUAAUAGUGAGGCUUUCUUUCUCGUUUUUUUUUCUUUUUUUUUUUUUUUUUAACUGAUCCCUCAAUAAAGUUAAAAAGCAUUCAGUCUGAAACGUUUGCAAAGUCACAGACGGGAAAGGACUUUUACGUGGCAUUGAAGGGUUCGCAGAUUUACUCGCUGCUAAGUGGAACCGGUUACUGUGCAAUCAGAAACCAGCUGGAGUCACCGACAAGUCAGCGCCAGUACUUCCUUAAGUAGUUUUAAUAUUUGAAGAACUUAAAAUACAAAUUGGAGACUGUAAUUUUGCUACAAUGUCCAAAUUGUUCUGAUUGUUUUUUGUUGUUUUUUUUGCUAUUGGCACCAAAAUUCUGUCAGGAAAAAAAAAAACUAGUUCAGUGAAAGCUCUUAUAGGAGAUGCUUUUUGUGUUAUCACAGUCGUGCCUCGAUUACAUGAUUUAGCAAAAGGGGAUUGAUUGACUUUUUUUUCAUCACAUUAUGAAUGUAUAAAUGUGUUUAAAAAAAAUUAAAAUGUUUGAAAAAAUGUAGAUCUUAAAGGAUGCAUUCUAGGGCUAAUCGACCUGGUUUGUUCACUAAUGUUAUUAAUAUUAUUAAGUGAGCCAAACAUACAAAAAAGCACUUCUGUAAAGAACGGAUGGAUAUAAUGAAACAGGUGGUGUUUUGUUCUUAUUUAUUCUUCCAUGUUGGGUAAAAGCUUUCCCUAUGGUGAGAGUAUUUUAUUCAGAGCUGUUUGCUUCUCUGUUUUUAAGAGCCAGAAGAAGAGAAUUGUGAUGUAGAGUUGGAACUUUGUUCAGUCCUUAAAAAGCUUUCCUUCUGGUUUAGUUUCAUUUGUUUUGUUUUUUUAUUAUUAUUUUAUCUUUGAAUGCCCUUCUUCUCUUUGUUAGAUCUCUUUUGAAAUUGAUUUUUUUUCUGUUCUGGUAGCAAAUUUAAAGACAUGCCUCACUUCCUUUUUUGUUGUGAUUUAUAUAUAUAUAUAUAUAUAUUUGUUUUGUUUUGUUUGUUUAAUGGAAAUGAAUUGACAUAGCUUACUAACAUUAGAACUGACUCCAAGUACAUAGUUUUAUUUAUGCAGCAGAAUUGGAAAUAAAUGCAUUUCAUUACAUAUCAAAGGUACUUUUUGUGACUUACGUUGUUUUCUCUGCAUUAAAAUGAAAUUAAAAGAAUAUUUCCCUCUG